UCUAAAAUUAUAUAAAUAAAAUAAAUAACUUUAGUAAAGGAGACUUUGCCGCCUUUCUCUCUUUACCUCUCGACGUGUUAGCCUUUUUUUUCUUCCUCCUCAAGAUUCUCAAUUCGCUGACAAUCUCACAAUUUCUCGGGAAAAAAAAACAUCUUCUUGAUUCUCUGUUUCGUUUUCUUUCUCCGCUUUUCCUUCUUUCUAAAUAUAUCUUUGGGAGGCGAAGAGACGGGCAGUUUCCUCCGAUGUCGCGCCGUCUUUUCGCCUGUUUUCGCGGCAAGAAACCCUCAUCCUCCACGACUAAACCUGUCUCCGGUAACAACUCCGCCGCCGUCUCCGCUGACGUUCCUGCCGGCGACGGACCCGUUCUCGUCCAGCUUUUCUCGUCGCAGGGAUGCAAAACGUCGCCAGCGGCGGAGAUGCUGAUGUCCCGUCUCGGCCGAGGUGAUUUCGACGCUCAGAUCCGUGGAGGAGAAGACGGUAGUGGUUCUGGAUCUCCGGCGAUGGUUCUUGUCUUCCACGUUGAUUACUGGGACUACAAGGGUUGGAAGGAUCCGUACGGGUCGAGCCAGUGGACGGUGAGGCAGAAGGCGUACGUGGAGGCGUUGAAUCUUGACACGAUGUUCACUCCGCAGCUUGUAGUCCAAGGAAGAUCUCAGUUGAACGAAAACGAGGAAGAGACGCUGCUCAAAUCUAUCUCGGAAGCUCCUAGGUUUGCUUCUCCUGCCUUCAAGGCGAGUUUCCAGAGACCAACCUCAGAGACACUGCAAGUAUCACUAACGGGAGCUUUGAGGACGAAAGUAGACGGGGACGGACUAGACAUAAUGGUGGCGCUAUAUGAAACGGGGCUAGUGACAGACUGUGAGAGAGGAGAGAACGAAGGAAGAAUGUUGUCGAAUGACUACGUUGUAAGAAAGAUGGAGAAGAUGUGCACUGUGAAAGACGUAACAGCGAAGAAGUCAGUGUCGGGGACUGCUCAUUUCACGCUCUGGGAUGGAUUCAACAGCAGCAAAUGUGGUGUCGUUGUCUUUCUUCAGAACUCGUCUCUUCAUAUCUUUGGUACUCAGAGUUUUAAGUUGCCUGAUGAGAUUUGAGUUAUCCCUCUUACAAUCUGAAAACUUUUGCUUUUAAAAAUGAUUUGUAUUUUUGUCGCUCAUAUUUUUCGCUUUGUGAAGAAUUACUGUUUGUACAGUUAUAUAUGUGUGACUCUUUACAGGGUUUAGGACUAAUAUGUGUUUUUGAUUUCCAUUAUUCUUCAUGCUUAAUCA
This is a messenger RNA of Brassica rapa (field mustard), 1265 nucleotides long. RefSeq lists its product as uncharacterized. The record is from RefSeq and is a predicted model, not a curated record. NCBI's taxonomy places the organism in Eukaryota, Viridiplantae, Streptophyta, Magnoliopsida, Brassicales, Brassicaceae.